Molecule: messenger RNA, 489 nt
Organism: Ylistrum balloti
Lineage: Eukaryota; Metazoa; Mollusca; Bivalvia; Pectinida; Pectinidae
Exons: 4
Coding region: 1-489 (162 amino acids)
Source: RefSeq, a predicted model, not a curated record
AUGGAGGCACUCAAAAUGUGCAGGUAUAAGCAUCACCUGGAAUCCUGUUUCGAGCCCAAGUUAGAGGGAUGUACCACUAACAUUGUGUAUCUGUCAACCAUCGCCCCAACUGAAGGCACAUUACAGUUUAUGUGCGCCGGUGAUAUUGAAGCUUAUAUAUCACACGACAACUGCUGGUCACUAUCAGAAGUACAAAAUCAGACAUCUAAAUGUUAUUUACAGUAUAUUUCAAGCAUUCAAGAAACCCUGACUUCGCCAACUCUGUUAUCUGACCCCAAACAUAUUGUUGGUAAACAGUUUUGCAGUAUUGUAGGGCGGAGCCGAGAGUGUAUGCAUGGUGCCACCAAACAGAACUGUUCUGACGCGGCGGCAAACACAGUGUACAGGUUAAUGGAGAGAGUAUUCAAGGAGAUGACAUCGUUCUUUAGUUGUCCGUACAACAAAAACGUCGCCGACAAAGGUAGAAAGCGCGUCUACCAGGUUUACUGA